GAAUUAGACUAAGUGAUGGCGUUUACGGUUGUCCGAGUUUCGCUGGCGAGGCUAACGGUCGCUGUCCAAGAUGUCGUGGCUUGGAAUGAAGCAGAAUUAACAGACCGAAGGCUCACGAACAGUAGGUCAUCCAGUAGCCAUCCAUUGGUAACAUCCUUCAGCCACGAAGCUUCGAACAAGGCGGACUACGGACUGGAGGACCUGCAGAAUCUGAACGUCAAGGACCGCUUCUCGGUGUUCGAGCGCACCAAUGAGGACGACCAGGAGAAGGGCCUGGCCUCAGUUGAGGUCAAGCGCUCGCAGAGCAUCCUCAACAAAAUGAAGAGGUUCCAGGAGCGUGACUCGGCGCGGGACGCGGACUCGGCCUCCGGCGACGAGUCGGCGGACUCUGGCGACGAGCAGCGGCGCGACCCGGACCUGGUGCGCUCCACCAGCAAGACGCGGCGCGAGCGGCCCAUCAGCUUCUCCGGCCUGGGAGACGUGAAGAGCCGGUUCGAGGGCGGCCGCCGCGAGCCCACGCCCGACGACAAGGGCGAGCAGACCAAGCUGCGCGGCAUGAUCUGCGGCGCGCGCGAACACAAGCUGGCUUACGAGGAGGCCCUGAGGGAGCAGGAGGCCCAGGCCGAGAGCCGACGCUCUCUGGAGGACCCGAGCCUCGUCGUCCAGGUAGGUAACCUGCGGGCCUCAUACGAGCGGGCGGUGCAGGAGUCCGGCUCGCCGCGGCCGGCGGCGGCGCGCGACCACGAGGCCGUGACGCGCCGCAGGGCGGCCGACAUGGCGUCCCGCUUCGAGCGCGGCGACGUGGCGUCCGCGGAGACCGACGCCGACGCCGACGCGCCGGCCGUCAACGAGAACGGCGGCAGUCACAACGGCCACUCGCUGUCCCACGACCAGAGCUCGGCGGCAGGAGAGUCGGCCCUCGCCAGCCUGUCGUCGGACGCCGGCGGCAGCGAGCUCGCCAGGGGGGACUCGCCGGACGGUCAGGCCGUCAUGGAGGCCCCGGUCGCCGACCCGGAGCUGCUGCACAGCGACACCACCAAACGCAUGCUGAGCAAGUUCAAGCAGAUGGAGCAGAGCACCGGCAACACAGACGAAGAGCUGAGCCUGAAUCGCGAGAAGGCGCACGGUAACGCUCGUCAGAUCCUGUCCAAGUUCCGACAGAUGGAGGAAGAUGCGCACAAGGAAGACCUGCCGGACGGCCCGCGCCCGCUCAAGUCGUUCACGCCACCGCCGGAGGAGCCGGCCGAGCCAGAGGACGCGGCUGAGGACAGCGAGGAGGAGCCGGAGGACCCCGACAUCAUCCGUGCCAGUCACAAGGUGCCCGACGAGUUUCUCAACAAGCGCACGGACCAGGCUCGCUCGCUGCGGGACAAGUUCGAGAGCUGGGGCCCGCCGGCCGGCCGCGACGACAAGUUCACCGUGGAGGACGAUUGUCGGCCCAGUCUCGAGAUCACGCGCAGUCUGCGCGCCAAGUUUGAGUCGCUGAACGAGCCGCAGAAGCCGGCUGAGAAGACGCAGCACCGGGCCAGCCGCUUCAUCAUGGAGCCGAAUCAGGCGGCUGAGAUGUGCGACGCCUGCAACAAACGCGUCUACGCCAUGGAGCGGCUCGAGGUCGACAAACGAAUCCUGCACAAGAACUGCUUCCGCUGCUCAAAGUGCAACUGCGUGCUGAGAAUGGACACCUACACAUUUAAUGCAGGGAAACUAUUUUGCACGCCGCACUUCAAGCAGAUGUUCAAGACCAAGGGCAACUACGACGAGGGUUUCGGCCUCGAGUCGCGGACGAAGCACUGGAGCAGCAGCCACACGGACCACUCGGCCAGCAACGGCACCAAUGGCGCCGCACCGCGGCCGGGCAACACACCAGCCGAGACGAACGGCGGCAGCCCCGAGCCGCGUGACGCGGACGAUAACCUGGAGCCGCUGGAGCAGGAGGAGGAGGAGGAGCGGGAGCGGGAGCGGCAGGAGGAGGAGGACGAGGUCAUCCUCGCCCGCGACGAGGCCGAGCCAACCGCGGACGUGUUUCAAAAGGUGUACGAGUCGACGGUGGCGGAGAACAUGUGAUGCGAGCGACGACGAGCGAUCAUUUAUCCGUGCCCGGGUGGAUGGCCCGCGCCGACGGCCCCUUUCCGCCUGCGCCGACGCCGCGUGAGAGACUCUGUAGACAACGCUUGCGUUAUUUUUUUUCUGAGCUGGUAGGCGACGCUCAUCUGGUGCGCGCUUGGACGCCUAGUUUUACUGCGGAGCCGCCGCCGCGUGAGUGCCGAGUCCAAGCCGGACGAUCGGGAGAGACGGCGGUGCGGCACUGUGAUGAUCGUCGCCCGCGGGCCGGCGGGCCGCCCGCCUGCUAUGAACCGCCGCCGGCGCCCCUGCUAUAGUCGCAGUGCCCGCUUCGCCGUUUUAGUUUCGUAGAGAAAUUUUAUCCGUCUCGCACUUUGUAUUUUGUUAUUUUAAAGUGCUUUGUAUACAAUGAUUGAGAGCCAUUUAAAUAUAAGUUAAAGUCUUAG
Molecule: messenger RNA, 2507 nt
Organism: Pollicipes pollicipes
Lineage: Eukaryota; Metazoa; Arthropoda; Thecostraca; Pollicipedomorpha; Pollicipedidae
Exons: 13
Coding region: 16-2064 (682 amino acids)
Source: RefSeq, a predicted model, not a curated record